AUGGAUAUCCAUGAUGAUUCCUCCAUUACUCUUCCGGUCAAGGAAUCGGAAGAUGAUCCCCCAACCAAUGAUACGAAAAUUGUUGGACAUGAUUGGCUGACGUUUCGUCGAAGGUGUGAGCUAUGUAAGCAAAGAAAGGUCAAAUGUGAUCGCGGUCAACCAUCAUGCGGAUGGUGUAGUCGCAAUGGUGCCGUAUGUGAAUACAAGGAGCGAAAGAAACCCGGAUUGAGAGCUGGGUAUGGCCGAGAACUGGAACAAAGAUUGGAUCGACUCGAGGAUAUUCUACGCUCGCAUGCUCAAAUCUUGGAAUCAUCUUUUGGUCAUAACAGCAAUAGAGUCCCCAACAGUGUUUCGAGCGAUCACGGUACACCACAAAGUAUUAACAGCUUCAAACCAAAUGAGGGGCUCUCUAGUCACCGUGUAGGACAUGUUGCUAGAGCCGAGACAGCCCUAUUUCUUCAGAAGCCUUCCACCUUUGGGCAACGAAGUACAUCCAUGGAUUUUGGACAUUCAAUACCUCCAAAUACCACGAUGCCAUCUAUCCAUAGUGAUAUCUUUCAUCAGCAACACACCCCGGGAUCACAGGGAUCUCAUUUAUCCAUGGACAUGCAACAACAUAAUCACUCAAUAUCAACCAGUCAAGCACCGGACUUCUAUAGUACGAACCAGCCACCCCUACAAUCACCAAGCUUGAACAUAACUCAAAACUCAAGCGACGUCUCUUCCGACCAUGCUCUCCCACCAUAUGAUCUAUUAUAUGCACUAGUUGAUCUCUACUUUAAGUAUGUCAAUACUUGGUGUCCAAUAUUACAUCGAAGAUCGACGCUGGACUCUUUAUUCGGUCCAUCUGCUUUGGAUGAAUCAGACAAAAUACUUCUACAUGCUAUUGUUGCCACUACUUUGAGAUUUUCCACGGAUCAACGACUGACCGAAGAAAGAAGGCGACAUUAUCACGAUAUAUCUAAGCAAAAAGUAUUAUUAUAUGGACUAGAAAACUCCUCGGUCAAGGCUUUACAGGCUCUGGUAAUUCUGGCCUUGGAUCUGGUGGGCAGUAGUAACGGCCCACCUGGAUGGAAUUUAUUGGCUCUAAUUACGCGCUCGGUAGUUCAAUUGGGACUUUCUGUAGAGACUACUUCCUUCUCCGUGUCGCCAAACUAUCCUUCAAUCUAUACACUUCGAGCAAUGGUAUUGCCAGAGCCUGAGAAUUGGAUUGAGGAGGAAUCUCGAAGGCGACUCUUCUGGAUGGUAUAUCUUCUGGAUCGAUAUGCCACAAUUGCUACAGCUUUCGAAUUUGCCUUGGAUGAAAAAGAAAUUGACAGAACUUUACCUUGUCGAGACGAUCUUUGGAAUAAGAAUCAAAAUGUGGAAACAAGAUGGUUUCGCACGAGCGAAAGGACGGAAUACGAUAUUGACAAACCCGAGAACCUUGGCGCAUUCUCAUACUACAUCGAAAUCCUUGGUAUUCUUUCCAGAAUUCACAAAUUUUUGAAAAAGCCAGUGGAUAUCAGUGCCUUGUCUGACGUUGAACAAUGGCAAGGCGAAUAUCGAGAACUAGACAAUAUGCUCACUUCAUGGAAAUUCAAUCUGCCUGGUGAUUAUGGAAACAUGGCAAAGCUUUUUCAACCAGGAAGCAAUAAAUCCAUCAAUUGUGGCUGGGUCAUGUUACACGCGACAUAUCACACGGCAGUAAUACGACUUCAUUCAUCGGCUGCUUACCCUACCACUAGAUCGCCUAUUUUUACUCCUUCGUAUAGUGCAAGUCAACGUUGUCAUGGUGCAGUUGAAAAUAUUGCAGCAUUAGGAGAAUAUGUUGUUCAAAAUAGCAUGCUUCCAAAAUUAGGUCCACCAUUUGCGUUCACGCUUUGGGUAGCCGCUCGAUUACUUCUCGUACAUGGCUCAACCAUCGAACACAAACUCAGCCCCCAGAUUCAAUUCUUCGUCGACACCCUUCGAGAAAUGGGUAGUUACUGGCUCGUAGCGGAACGCUACACAACCAUUCUCCAACGCGUGCUUGACGAACAUCGUGAUAGUGAACAUGCCGCCGGUACGAAUGGUGAACGCGUCACUCCUUCCUCGGUCAAGAUCCUAGCAGAUAUGAGAAGAUGUGCAUAUGAUUUAGAUUUUUUAAUUUCUAGACAACCUAAAUAUGUAGGACUUUCCCGAAUGCCUAGUAUUACACCGGCCAGAACACCUGCUCCUAAUGAAUUGGAGUAUUUGGAUGUUUUUGAUUUUUUUAAUGUUCCUCGAUUACCUGUUAUUCCGGGAGAUCCUUCUAGUUCUGCUCAAGGAAAUGGAAAUGGGAAUGGGAAUGGGAGUGGGAAUGGUGGGAAUGGCAUGGGUGAUGUCCAAAUGCCAGAGAUGGGAAAUGGAUCGAAUGAAUUUAAUAUCACGAAUUUUAUGGUGGAUGCUAACUCGGAUUGGUUUAUUAAGAAUUUGAAACAUGGGAUUGAGGGAGGUCAAAAUAAUACUUGA
Sclerotinia sclerotiorum 1980 UF-70 is the source of this 2472-nucleotide messenger RNA. RefSeq lists its product as hypothetical. Lineage: Eukaryota; Fungi; Ascomycota; Leotiomycetes; Helotiales; Sclerotiniaceae. Gene Ontology annotation, cellular component: nucleus. Gene Ontology annotation, biological process: regulation of DNA-templated transcription; DNA-templated transcription. Gene Ontology annotation, molecular function: DNA binding; DNA-binding transcription factor activity, RNA polymerase II-specific; zinc ion binding. The transcript has 3 exons. The record is from RefSeq and is a predicted model, not a curated record. Bases 1 to 2472 code for a protein of 823 amino acids.